Annulohypoxylon maeteangense is the source of this 1057-nucleotide messenger RNA. RefSeq lists its product as uncharacterized. The record is from RefSeq and is a predicted model, not a curated record. The transcript has 2 exons. Lineage: Eukaryota; Fungi; Ascomycota; Sordariomycetes; Xylariales; Hypoxylaceae. The coding region runs from base 170 to 709 and encodes 179 amino acids.
UUCCCUUCUGUUUACCUCGACGAAAUUCCUUUCAACUUUCAUUCACAUCUCACCCACAUCCCGCCGCCACCACGACCAUUUCCACUCACUACCCCCCGUAUCUUUCUUUUACAAGCGUCAACGAAAACAAUAUCAAUUAUUCUACUAUUCGCAUUCACUACCGUUAACAAUGCCUCCCAAAACCGUAAGAGCAAAGGUGAGCAAGGAAGACGGUCGUUUGUCACAACGAGAAAUCGAGAUUGUCGCGAUGGCGUGGUGUUCAGUCAAGUCCGCCAAGGAUGGCAAACCCGUCGUCGACUUCCCCAAGUUCACCAAGAUGGCAGGGUACAAGACCGCCGACUCAGCGCGCCACGCCUGGCGUCCAGUCGAGAAAAAACUCGAAGCGAUCGCCGCAGCAUCCAACGCCCACCCCGAGCCCGACAGCGCCCCUACCACCCCUGUCGCGGGUCCAAGCGCCUCUGUCGCCACCCCGCCUAAGCGCAAGAGCGGUCCUUACAUCGGCGACGACGCGACUAGGCAAGGCAUCGUCGCGAAGAAGUCGCGCUAUGCGCUCUCUCAGGAACCCAUGCGUCCCCACAAGAAGAAGGGGACUCUUGUUGCUGCUGUCAAGACUAAGGCUAGGGAGGAGGAGGAUGAGGCCGAUCUGGCUGCUGAGGAUAGCUGGAAUGAGUAUGAGAGCUUUGACGAGAUUGGGGAUGGCGAGGCUUAGAUCUUUCGUCUGGAGGCUGGUUUCCUCUGGUCGUUUGAGAUGAUGGGUCGUGGUCGUCGAGGAUCCGUUGUGUUGUGUGUUUCGCUUCUCGGCUUGGAGGGUGGAUGGCGUGGAGUACUGGUCAAAGGAGUUGGUGGGGAUUGCUUUUGCUGUAGGUAGUUAGCACUCUGGUGUGCUGGAUUUCGCGGUGGGAAUGCGAUUAGUCCACAUUAAAAUGUGUAUGUGACGUUGGUCUUUGAUUAUAUUUUGUGAUUUGUUAACUCCUAGUAUCUAAGAUUGCAAGCAUGAGUCUUCUACUGAUGCUUGAUGACUCGCUCGUAUUAGGCAUCAUACGUAGUUGAAUAUGCC